AUGCUCGAGGACUGGCAAGCCCGCAUUCGCGCCGUCGACACAACCUCCCCUACCUGCUCCGAUUCAACUCAAGACUCCUCUCCUAAUACACUAUACAAUCAAGAUACUGUCGUACCCCGUACAUAUGAACCAGAUGCCUCUUUGGUACUGGUUGGCAUCCGAGGAUGCGGCAAGCGCUCGCUAGGAUUUGUCGCAGCGACGGCACUAAGACGGCGCUUUAUAACCGAGGAUCAUUAUUUCAAGGAAAUUACAGGCUCAACGCGGCGCGACUAUCUCAAAAGAUUUGGCAAUCAAGAUUUUCAGAACAAGGAUAUUGAGGUGCUGAAAUUGAUGCUGGACAAUCACCGCACUGGAUGUGUAAUUGAAUGUGGGCUCGGCACUCUAACACGGCCUAUUCAGGCCCAUCUGCGUCACUAUUCACGAAAGAACCCUGUUAUCCAUGUUUUGCGCGAUACCAGCAUUGUUCAGCAACUUCUUGGUCUAGAGGACCAGUCAAUACGACUGUUGCGCGACGCAGACCCUACACAUCGGACAUGCUCCCAUUUUGAAUUCUACAACCUCGAAGAUCGCACCCAAUUUGUCUCGGAGGACGGAAGCCCUGAUCCUCGAUCUGCAGCGUAUUCGUUCAAGCUACAAGAAGUCAAGAAGGAUUUUACCCGCUUUGUUCAUUUCGUGACCGGCACCAACGUACACUCCAGCUACGAUUCACCUUUUGUCCUGCUUGAAACACCUCCGGAAUUCCGUUCAUACACCCAUGCUAUCUUCGUUCGCUCCUCCGACCUUACGGCCGAUAAUGUGAACCUUCCAGAGCUAGAGUCAGGAGGAGAUGCCAUCGAGCUUUGUGUUGAUAGCUGGGGGCCCGAGAUGGCCGAGGUGAUUACGAGACAAGUGGCUAUUUUACGCCGUAAUGCGCGGACACCUGUGAUUCUGUCAGUUGACACUUCUCCCACCGGCGUUCCGAAUUCGUCAUAUUUCGACGUCCUAGAACAUGGGUUGCGGCUGGCGGUGGAAUACUUAGUCAUUGAUCUUGGCCAAAGUCGAUCUCAAAUCGCUCAGAUUAUACGCGGUCAUGGGAAAACCAAGAUCAUCGGUGAGCAUAUAUUCGAAGCGUUUUCCCGUGUCAGCUGGGACGACGAGAGCUGCGUCACUCUAUAUAAUGACGCCGGAAGGAUUGGAUGCCAGCUCGUUCGUUUUUUAAGGGUAGCUACAAACCGCGAAGAAAACAACAGCGUCCAAGAAUUUGUCAACAAGAUUCGCUCUCUACCCGGAGAGCACCCACCACUGAUCGCAUAUAAUAUCGGCCGUCUGGGAAGAACAUCCCAAGUAUUCAAUUCCAUCCUGACGAGCGUCACACACCCGGCCAUCACAAGCACAUCAGAAAACGAGCGCGACACGCAGAUAACAUCUCGCGACGCCGUCCAAGCCCUCUUCCACAGCUACGUGCUUGACCCAUUGAACUUCUACAUCCUCGGAAGCAGCAUCGCCUACAGUCUCUCACCAACAAUGCACAACGCCGCCUUCAAGCACUGCGGCAUGAGCAACACAUACAGCAUCCCCGAAUCACCAUCCCUCGCAAUCCUAGACCAAUUCCGCCGCGACCCCAACUUCGGCGGCUCAAGUAUCGUCCAGCCCUGGCGUCGGGAACUCUACCAAAAACUCGCCUCUAAAAGCCGGCACUCCGAAGCAAUCGGCGCCAUAAAUACAAUCAUGCCUCUGCGAGGCUCAUCUGACGGAAAAAUGUACCCCCUCACCGAACAAGCCUCGCGCCGAAACCAAGCCGGCCCUAUCUUAGGCUGGUACGGCGAGAACACAGACUGGGUCGGCAUAAUGAUCUGCAUCACUCGACACCUCUCUCCCCGAAAUGCCAUCAGUUCAAAGACAACAGGUCUAGUUAUUGGUGCAGGUGGUAUGGCCCGCUCUGCCAUCUACGCCAUGCUCCGAUUAGGCUGUCGCAAGAUCUUCAUCUCCAACCGGACGCAAUCACGUGCGGAGGAGGUAGCCCGCCACUUCAAUUCGUGGGCUUCAUCGCAGGUAGACUCGGUCGAGGUGGUUCGCGUGCUACGAUCUACACAGGAUGACUGGCCUGAAGAUGCAAGCCCGCCUAGUUUAGUUGCGUCUUGUGUUCCUGCCGAUCCAGACCUCGAUGAACCACCUGCUAAUUUCGAAAUGCCGCUACAAUGGCUCGGUAGUCCUACGGGUGGUGUAGUAUUAGAGAUGGCUUACAAGCCGCUUGACACACCUCUUUUGCGACAAAUGCGUCGCAUCAGAGCCGAUAAUGGCAGAUCAUGGGUUCUAGUCGACGGACUCGAAAAUGUCAUUGAACAAGGCAUCGCUCAAUUCGAGUUGAUGACCGGUCGCAGAGCCCCUAGACGACUGAUGACCCAGGAGGUCCUGCGUCACUAUGAAGGGGAGAGCGGGAAAUUUGACGAAAAAACCAUUCAGGCUCGAUUGGACGGUGUGUGUUUUUAG
Molecule: messenger RNA, 2469 nt
Organism: Penicillium taxi
Lineage: Eukaryota; Fungi; Ascomycota; Eurotiomycetes; Eurotiales; Aspergillaceae
Product: repressor protein
Exons: 2
Coding region: 1-2469 (822 amino acids)
Biological process (GO): chorismate biosynthetic process
Molecular function (GO): 3-dehydroquinate dehydratase activity; shikimate 3-dehydrogenase (NADP+) activity; 3-phosphoshikimate 1-carboxyvinyltransferase activity
Source: RefSeq, a predicted model, not a curated record